This is a messenger RNA of Clarias gariepinus (North African catfish), 2581 nucleotides long. It is a transcript of the gene hps4, whose product is annotated as HPS4 biogenesis of lysosomal organelles complex 3 subunit 2. Bases 307 to 2088 code for a protein of 593 amino acids. The transcript is spliced from 13 exons. The record is from RefSeq and is a predicted model, not a curated record. Gene Ontology annotation, biological process: vesicle-mediated transport. NCBI's taxonomy places the organism in Eukaryota, Metazoa, Chordata, Actinopteri, Siluriformes, Clariidae.
AUGCGUGAGGGGGAUUGGAACCGAGCCGCUCUCACGUGACACUUUCUUGUGACCAACAUUCCAAUGUUUUAAGCGAGAUUUGUGUUUUUAUGUGAAGUCAGGAACAGGGAGAGCGCGCGCGGAGGAGGUGUUACAAUAACGCGGUGAAGGGUUUGUUUUUAUCUUAAAACCCGUUUAGUUUUUUGCUGAGGUGAUGCACAAGCUCUAAAGUUUGGAUGAGCAGGGAUGGACAGGGCCCGGAGGACGGAGUGUGUCUGAUAAAGGUCCGGUUUAAUCAGUACUGUGUUCCUGAAUCAUUCAGCACUAAUGGCUGAGACGCAACACACUGAGAGCUCACGAUGCAGUUGUUUUUUCCUUUACGAUUUCUCUAAAGUUCGGGAGGAAGGAGAUCCGACCCGCGCAGGCAUCUGCUACUACUACCCUGAAAACACUCCACUGGAUGAUCAGGAGUUGGUGUGUGGUCAGCUGGCCGGUGUAAGUCGCUGUGUGUCAGAGAUUUCAGCGUCUCCACUCCGUCUGCUUCGUCUGCGCAAGAGCAAAUACGCCAUCCGCAUGAGAGACCACUUCCUCUGGGCUCUGAGCUGUGUUAACGAUCUCCCGGAUGUCAGUGUGUGUGAUCUCCUGGAUCAGCUGAUCGAUCUGUUCUGUUUCUAUAAUGGCUCGGUGCGUCGCAGCUAUCAGCUCCACACUAGGGAGGAGCUGGCUGUAUCUUGGGCGCGCUACCUCUCUCACCUGCAGGGCGGCGCUACUGAGCUGCACCACAUCUUAACCUGCCUCAGAACCGUCGAUUACACACAAAUUGAUCCGCUGCUGUUGCUGAAGGCCGCUCUCAUCCUGCAGGCGUGUCAGCGCUGCCCCCUGGUGUUAACAGGCUGUAUUUUCCACCGCGGAAGAAUGGUGAGCACUCGGAUGUCUCCAGAGCUGACGAUGAAGGUGAUGGUGCAUGAAACAGAGACGUACAGCCUACAGGAGAAGAAGAGAUCAGGCAGUGGGAGGAGCUCAUUUCUGUCCAUGCCCCCCAGCACAACAUCAACACCAGUGUUUCUGACGCCCUCCGAGCUGCACGCCCUUCGCCGCCCUCCAGUGGACAACUCCGCAUCCUGCAGAUCUGAAUCUCCUGAACGACCAGUGAAGCCCCGCCUCCUUUCUCGCACCCUCUCCGACACCCCCAUCGCUGACCCGUCGUCCAGUCGGAUGUUGACGUCCUCCCCUGACUCCUCCCUCUCUGACGAUGCGAGUUUCAGCUUGUGUCCCUCAUUAGCAAGCACGCCGUUUCGCUCCAACCAGCCAGGAGACGGAGACGCCGCUGAGUCACGUGACCACGCCAUGGCGAGUGAGAUGCUGCUGUUUGAGGCUUCAGCACCCGGUGAAGGAGAGGACAGCGAGCGGGAGCGGGUCGAUGAUGUCAGCGGAAGGUAUCGGAACCGCAGCACCAGUGAGGAGGAGAAACUCAGAGCUGUCGGGGACGAGGAGGAGGAGGAGGAGGAGGAAGGGGCGGGGCAAGAGAAUGACAUCAGAGAGAGGAGGAGCAGCAGAGAGGAGGAGUGUGUGGGGGUGUGUGAGGGGAGUGACGAGGUGCUGGAGCCCAUGCUGCUGUAUGAGCACCGGGUCAGAGGGCUUGUACUUAUACUGCUGGUCGAACCCGGCUUCGACACACACCCCAACGCCAAACAGGAAGUGUACCACAGCAGUCUGGCGUCUCUGAACGGACUCGAAGCUCACCUGAGGACGCUCCCACCUGCGCCUGAGAACCCUGCAGCGCCGUACACCUUCGCCCACUUCGACCGCAUCCAGAACACACUCACCACGAACCUGUGUGGUUCUACAGGACCUCAAGAUCGCCCGUUUGUGAAAGCCACAGCCCUGCUGCACUCGCACUUCUCACGUGAGGACAUGCUGCAGGAAGCCAUUAUCAGGAGCGCCAGCUGUGCUCUCUACGCCUCCCGCACUGUGGCCCAGGAGACCUUCUUUGUCCAGCAGGGGGCGCCUGUGAGGAACUCUGGGAUACCGAACGGCCAGGACAGCGCCUUCUCUCUGCCGAGUAAAGCUCGCCAUCGCUUACUCAAACAUGGGGUCAACCUGCUCUGAGCUUCAACACACACUUUCUCUCACAGAAACAGAGAUUAUUAUCAUUAUUAUUAUUAUUAUUAUACAGAUGAUUAUUAAUAAGUUUGACACAGAGCCUCAAUGUGUUAGCUAUGUAAUGAUCUAGCACCCUAGUGUAUGUGCACUAUAUAGGGCUUAUAGUAAAGCGUCCUGUGCACUACAUAGUGUCUGAGAUCACAUCACGAACAUUCCUAUAUAAUUUGAUAUUUGUGUGUGUGUGUGCAUUUUCAGAAAAAAACGGUACUUAACAAUAGUUUUUAUUAAGGUAUUAUAAAGCACACACCUGUAAUGUGAAUAUAGUUAAAGAAUUUAAAGGUCCCCAUUUCCAGAUCAAAGAUGCACACUAAAGAUAAAGGUGUCCACCUGACCCACGAGAAAAAGUACAGUUUGGUCCGCUUACUUUCCCGAGAGUGUAAAAACAUGUUGUUUUAAAGCUUUUUUUGUGAUAAAUUAUAAAUAAAGGUGAUAUUUAUAC